Molecule: messenger RNA, 1096 nt
Organism: Mollisia scopiformis
Lineage: Eukaryota; Fungi; Ascomycota; Leotiomycetes; Helotiales; Mollisiaceae
Product: zinc-binding alcohol dehydrogenase
Exons: 3
Coding region: 40-1089 (349 amino acids)
Molecular function (GO): oxidoreductase activity; zinc ion binding
Source: RefSeq, a predicted model, not a curated record
CAAAUAUUUCUCGCUCCAAGCUUCUUUACAGUUUUAACAAUGCAAGCAAUCGGUGUCUCCCAGUACGGACCUGCCUCGAACUUCGAGACUCGUCAGAUCCCCCUUCCAAGUCCGCCCAAAGGCCGCGAUCUCCUCAUCCAAGUUAAAGCACUCUCCGUCAAUCCAAUCGAUACCAAAAUUCGUGCUGGCAAAUACGAUGAUGCGCCAGACUAUUACAACCACGUCCCUCACCCCUUCCAUGUUAUUGCUCCCGAAGCCGCCGGAAUUGUGGCUUCCGUUGGCCCUGACGUGGAAUACUUCCAACCUGGAGACGAGGUAGUCUAUGUCUCAGCACCAACACGACAAGGCGCUGCUAGUGAAUAUCACCUUGUGGAUGAACGCACUGUAGGACACAAACCCAAGUCUCUCGACUUUGUGGAGGCAGCUGUCAUGCCUCUCACUUAUGGCACCGCAUUUGAGAUGGCUGAGAGGCUGAACAUUCAUGAAGGGGAGCAGGCAGGUAUCCUGAUCAUCAAUGGUGCUGGUGGAGUCGGGUCCGUGGCAACACAGCUUGCGCGCUAUGUACUACGCCUGCCAGUCGUGGUAGCUACGGCUUCGAGACCUGACACCAAGGAGUGGGUGAAGAAAAAUGGAGCCACGCAUGUCAUCGACCAUCGGGGGGACUUAAAGGCUCAGAUCGACGCAUUGGGCUUGGAAGUCCCGAUUAAGUAUAUAUUCAUCCUGGCAUCAACGGAACAGUAUCUCUCAGUAGCAUCCGACAUCUGCGCGCCACUUGGAAAGAUCUGCUCUAUUGUACAAUCUUCGGUCAACUUUUAUGGGACACAGUUCCUGUCUAAAUCAUUGACUUUUGCUUGGUGUUGGUUGGGAACUAGAGGCUAUCAUGACUAUGACAGAGAGGCCCAGCAUGUCAUGAUGGAAAAUCUUGCCAAGUAUAUCGACGAGGGAAAAAUCCACAGCACCUUAACGAAGAAGAUGAGAUUGACUGCUGAAGGGUUGAAAACAGCGCAUGAAUUGAUCGAAUCGAAGAGGACGAUUGGGAAAAUUGCUUUGGGCGUUGAUGAAGAGGGAGAAGGAGAGGCUUUUGCUUGAACGAUGG